GUGUUAAUGACUCUCUGGCCUCAUGUUGUUUCGCAAGCCCUUAGCUGAAACCACAGGGAAGAUAACAGGUCCUGGCAUACCCACAUCCCCCAUCUGGUGUAUGAGUGCCCCCUCAUAACCCAAACACACAACACUGACAGACUCUUCUUUCAAUGUAAAGACAAACUGAUGGAAGACAUGGUUCACUGUAGUCUGUGCUGCUGACAGAGGUUUUGUAACUGUGACUUAAAGUAGUUGGGGCAAAUGUGUUAUUCUUUUCAAAUAAAUUCACUGGGGUGGGGAUGAUCAGUUAUUGCUUGGGGUGUUUUGUGUGUCCUGUCAGUCAGAUAGAUCUUGGAGGAGGAUUUUAAUGAAUGAUAAAGGGAUUUUAAUGCGAUACAAUACCCCUUUAAUUGUGUUCUUAGAAAAAAAUGUAUCAUGUGGCUGAGAAAGUGAAGUGGUAAAUGAUUGACCGGCUGAAUGAUUAAUUGAAGGGCGACGUUCAUCUGUAUCCAUUGCGCGGGUGCGUCAGUGUCAUUUUGAAAAAGUUGGCAGUGCAACGGUUACGCGGAAUUCGGAGUGCGUCGAGUGGAGUGCGCCUUCUAAUUGUGAUCUGAAGGGCAAAGGAUAUGAGGAACCGAUCAUGACAAACCAAGAAACGCUGUCAAGGACAUUUUCUCUUUAUGGACUGCUUUGGCACGACGAACUUCAAUAUCUUAUUCUCAAAAGAGGACAUAUUGCUUAAGCGAAACGUCAUCUAUAGGCUCUUUCUCAGAGACACCGCUCUGUAUAGGCUACGCAGUGUCAUGAAAUGUGCGUGUGGCACCGUACCUUAUGUGAUUCAAGACAGUCGUGUUGGAACUUAAAUAAGGGAUAUUUGUCCUAUUUUAACGUUCCUUAAGACAAGGAUGCAAUAUUGAACAUUUUCUACUCAAGACUAUAAAUGGACCUGCAGUCACGCCACCCCUGACGCUCACCCACAGACCGUUUCAUGGGUUCCCGACCAACAAUGGGCGAACCUAACCGGCUUACAUGCCCAGACCUCCGGCUUUAGAAUAUUGGGUGACAUCAUUCAAAGUUCACACAACUCUUAGUAAAAUAGAGGCAACCAAAUUGUAUUGCAUUGAAAGUGAUCGACUGAGAUUUAUCAAAUUAGGCUAUUUGUAAGAGGCAUCAUAUCUGUGCGCUUGAUUGCCAAGAAUGAUUAUCGAUGGCAUAAGAUUAUACGUUGUUACAUUGUAGCUAAUUACAUUGUGUAAUUGUUCAUUAAUUAAUCAAGUUACAGUUUCAAGUCAAUCAUUGGAGUGUUUGCCUCCUCAUUUGCUCAUGGUUUUUCACGUUCAUGCGUAACGGUAUGGGAAUGCCACCAGCGCUGUCAUUUUAUAGGAUGGAACCUGAGGACAACAGAUGGAAUAUUGAUUGAGUGGAGAGAAAAGCAAAACACCAAUUAAUUGACCAACAUUUGGCGUGACUUUUGGUGUACUGCACAAUGGGGGUUUUGCUUCAAGUUAUUCUAGGAAUGUUCCUCUUGCUCUCAAGAAUACGCACGUCCCAUGCCAAGCUAGCCCACUGGAGACCUGCAGACACCACCCCCAAAUCCAGAGAAGUGCGUCGGUGGUUGGAGGUGUACUCUCGUAGUGUUUGUGAGCCCAGGGAUACCCUGGUGGAGGUGUGGCAGGAGUUGCCAGGGGAGACGCAUCACCUCUUCGUGCCCUCCUGUGUGUCUGUCCGCCGCUGUGGAGGGUGCUGCUCUGACGAGGCACUGGAGUGUGUGCCCUCACUCACACAAACUAUCACCAUGGAGCUAAUGAAGACCUCCUUUAUGAAGCAUGAGCUCAUCGAGCUGGACUUCGUUGAGCACAGCCAGUGUGAGUGCAGACUAAAACAGGAUCUUCAGUCAGCCCCAACCAGACCUGCAAAGCCUCUGAGGAAAGGCAGGGAAAGGGACAGAGGAAAAUCCAAAAGAAAGAAAAUUGGAACUAUCAAAACCACACCCUCCAAUCCCCCCACUACCCCGUUUCCUCUCCCUACCACCCUGUCUUCCUUGCCACGCUCUCGAUGUACCCCCUGUCCUGGGAGGAAGUGGACGCUGGAUUUACAGUCUUGUCUGUGUCACUGCAACGUGACCACAGAGAGCUGCAGUCAGAAAGGAAGGAGACUCAACCAGCACCUCUGCAGAUGUGAGGCCAUGAGGCGGUGAUGAUCUCUCUCCCCCCUCUCUCUCUCUCUCCCCUCUCGCUGUCUCUCCACUGGUUCCAAUGUCACUCUCAGCCAUGCUUAGCGCAAUCCUGGGUACCUCUCUGUCAGGGGUGGGGUGGAGAAGCAUAUUCCUAAGUACUCCCUUCUGUGGCCCCCCUUGUCCUCCAGAAACACCUUCGGGAAGUUUUCAGACCCCUUGACUUUUUCCACAUUUUGUUAGGUUACAGCCUUACUCUAAAAUUGAUAAAAUAGUUUUUUUUCUUCAUCAUUAAUCUAUACACAAUACCCCAAAGCAAAAACAGGUUUGUAGAAUAUUUUGCUAAUUUAUUAAAAAUGUAAAACUGAAAUAUCACAUUUACAUAAGUAUUCAGACCCUUUACUCAGUACUUUUGUUGAAGCACCUUUGGCAGCGAUAACAGCCUCGAGUCUUCUUGGAUAUGACGCUACCAGCUUGGCACACCUGUAUUUGGGGAAUUUCUCCCAUUCUUCUCUGCAGAUUCUCUCAAGCUCUGUCAGGUUGGAUGAGGAGCAUUGCUGCACAGCUGUUUUAAGUUAUCUUCAGAGAUGUUCGAUCGGGUUCAAGCUAUUCCUAUGUUGUCUUGGCUGUGUGCUUAGGGUUGUUGUCCUGUUGGAAGGUAAACUUUUGCCCCAGUCUGAGGUCCUGAGCACUCUGGAGCAGGUUUUCAUCACGGAUCGUUCUGUACUUUGCUCUGUUCAUCUUUGCCUCGAUCCUGACUCGUCUCCCAGUCCCUGCUGUUGAAAAACAUCCCCAAAGCAUGAUGCUGCCACCACCAUGCUUCACUGUAGGGAUGGUGCCAGGUUUCCUCCAGACGUGACGCUUGGCAUUCAUGCCAAAGAGUUCAAUCUCGGUUUCAUCAGACCAGAGAAUUUUGUUUCUCAAGGUCUGAGAGUCUUUAGGUGCCUUUUGGCAAACUCCAAGGGGAAUGUCAUGUGCCUUUUACUGAGGAGUGGCUUCCAUCUGGCCACUCUACCAUAAAGGCCUGAUUGGUGGUGCUGCAGAGAUGGUUGUCCUUCUGGAAGGUUCUCCCAUCUCCACAGAGGAAUUCUGGAGCUCUGUCAGAGUGACCAUCGGGUUCUUGGUCACCUCCCUGACAAAGGCCCUUCUCCCCCGACUGCUCAGUUUGGCCAGGCUGCCACCUCUAGGAAGAGUCUUGGUGAUUCCAAACUUCCUCCAUGUAAGAAUGAUGCAGGCCACUGUGUUCUUGGAGACCUUUAAUGUUUCAGAAAUGUUUUUGGUACCCUUCCCCAGAUCUGUGCCUCGACACAAUCCUGUCUUGUAGCUCUACUGACAAUUCCUUUGACCUCAUAGCUUUGUUUUUGCUCUGACAUGCAUUGUCAACUGUGGGACCUUAUACAGACAGCUGUCCAAUCAAUUUAAUUUACCACAGGUGGACUCAAUCAAGUUGUAGAAACAUCUCAAGGAUGAUCAAUGGAAACAAGAUGCACUUGAGCUGAAUUUUGAGUCCCAUAGCAAAGGGUCUGAAUUCUUAUGUAAACAAGGUAUUUCUAUAUUAUUUGUUUUAAUACAUUCUAAAAACCUGUUCUUGCUUUGUCAUCAUGGGGUAUUGUGUGUACAUUGCUGAGGAUAUUUUGUUUUUGAAUCGAUUCUAGAAUAAGGCUGUAACUUAACAAAAUGUGGAAAAAGUCAAAGGGUCUGAAUACUUUCAGAAACCAUUGUAUAUAUACAUGUGCACCAACUGUGUCUAGAUCUGUAUAUGUGCAGUCAGUCUCAUCAUCACACAGCUUCUUCAGGCACUUAGUCAACAUGUUUAGAAACGCCGUCUCCUUCACAAGGGACAAUGAUGGGACCAAAUGUAAAGCACAGUAUUGAUGUCCGGUAUCAUGAUGGCAGUGGGAGGCCAGGACGUUAGUUGUGGACACAAUUCAACACUCACACCUCCGCUUCUGUAUGAGACAUUGGGACAUGAAGAGGAUUUAGAGACUGAUCACAGAUUAGAUAUAACAGACAUGUUCAUGUUGAGUUUUGUUGUUGUCUUCAUAGACACGGUGGGUCAGUGCUGCCCAUGAACUGCAGUUGGACUUUUUUUGCAGAAAGACAAUGGCAACAGUGAUGAUGAUCCUGGUCUUGAAACACGUGUUAUAUUUUCUACAGGGAGACUCCGAUAGGAGAAUGAUUCCAGGGUCAAGUCAUUAAAGUGCAGUAAAGAUAUAGAAUAGUGAAUGGACACACACACACAUGGACAAACACAUGCACACACACACCAGCUAUGUGUAUAAAGCCGUCAGGCUGCACCCCCAUAGACCAAUAGCUAAGUGAGUUGAAUAGCUGCAUAGACUGUAUUUGUGUGGUCUACACACAGAUUGGCACAGAUGGGUUACCCUGCUGUCUCUCAUUCACAGUGUAUGGUCACAGGCUGAAUCACUGAAGGGUUUUCUGUCACUUGUUUGAUUUGGUUUUUGUCUCCAUCUUUCUGCUCCAGAGUGAAAGGGCUGUUCACGCCAACAGGGCAGUGAGGGGAAUGACAAUGAUGAAGCCUGGCUAUGGUCCAGGGGUUCACACACACACACACACACACACACACACACACACACACACACACACACACACACACACACACACACACACACACACACACACACACACACACACACACACACACACACACACACACACUUCUAAAUAUAAAUGAAUGCAGGUAUCUUAUAAGCUUUUGUUUUACAUGCAAUAUAAAGAGUGGAAAUAAGUAUAACAUUUUUAAAUCUAAAUGUUUUUUAUACUUCAUUUUAUUGUAUUUGUAUAAGUUGUUAUAUUUUGGCAUAAUUUUGUCCUGUUGACUUAAAAGAUGAUCUAUAUUAUGAAAUGUUUCUUUGUUUUUGUUUGUUCUUAAUCCGUGUACAUAAAGAGUUCCUCUGGCUGGCCGACUAAUACCACGAUGUAGACAUGAGGCGUCUAAACAUAUGGACAACUGUGUAGCAUUUAAACAGGGAGAGAGUUCUCAAUGGUCAAAAAAUCUGACACAAUAUACAUUAUAAUGUGCAACAAAAAUAUUCACCAGGGAAAUGUUGUCUCGUAAAAAGACAACAUGUAGUAUUAUACAGCAUUAUCUGGUGUUUGUAUUGUUUUGUGGAACUGAGAUGGGAUGGGUGUCUGGAACAUAACAGAUUUAUUUACUGAUAGAGUCUCUCCUACCCCCAUAUAGUAUGUCACUGGUGAAACAGGAUUUGGUCCAUAACUAUGGUCCAUGGCCGUGUCAGAAUUGAUCAGUGUUUGAACAACUUGGCCAUUAGCAUGGUAAGCAAGCUACAGAUACAGUUACGGGUCUAUUUACUUUGGGUAGCCAUCAAUCUGAAUCAGGGUGGCAGGCUUUCUGUCUGUGAGGGAUGCUUAGAGCUGUGUGGGUAAGGAUACAGCUUCAAUAUAAUAUUGGUUAACAAGAAUCUCAUUCAACAAACAAACAAGUUUCUCAUCAAGUUUCAAUACCUGUUAGCAGUUCUAGAACCCUCCUAAUGUAAAACAUAUUGCAAUUCCAGAACCUGAGUGUCACAUUCCUAAUGUAAAACAUAUUGCAAUUCCAGAACCUGAGUGUCACAUUCCAAGUGUUAUUCCACUGACAUUCCUUUUAUAUUGUCCUUUUAUUUUGAACUCGGUCUGAAAUGUUUAUUUUCACUAAGCAAUAAGUAUGUGGCCUCUGAUUCAUAGACUGGGAUGAGCAUACAAGUAUUUUAGCUGAAGUAGCAGAUUCCUCUCCACAAAUAAUGAGAUGACAACAUAUCAAUGAUUCUCCUGAAGUCUGCCUGUUAACAGAUAUAGCUGAGGGAUUUGUGAGCUGUAUGUGAAAAGUGUGUUUGAAUUCAGGCUCUGAGAUUGGUCCUGUGAUAGCAGUCAGACCAGACACUAUGCAGCUCUACUGAGUAUGUAUCCCCUCCCCUCUCUAUACAUUGAAGCAUCUGUGAGCUCCUCUCCUCUUAAUGGUGGCCUGUGAAUGCCAAAACAACCCCCCUGCUGUGUAGUUUGCAAAGCGUCAUUGUCAAACUUUGUGAGGGUCCACAGGAAACUGUCCGUGAGCCCACUCUCUGAGGGUGUCUCAGGGAGAGUUGGGAUACGCAAAAAACACAUUUACAAUUUACACAUGCAUAUAAUACACGCUUGUGUAUGUGUGAAACAGGACAGAUAUAACCACCCCACAUUAUCAUUAUGAAACUUGCCAGUUACAGAAAGACUUGGAGAAGGGACUAUAUUCUCCAUUCAUACAGUAAUAUACUACAAAUGUCCAUUACAUAUCCGACAUGAAUGUGCUGGUUGCUCCUCUUUUCUGCACGCACCUAGUCUUCCCUCAGCCACUGUGUUGUUGACCCAUGAGUUUGGCAAAGCGAGUCUAGAACAUACCCUAUCUACUGUCUAGGUAGACCUAUUCAAGCCCCAACUGUCUUAUACUCCGCUAUAGCAGGCAGACCCUGACUAAAUGUAGAUCAUAAUAAUAAUACUAUAUAAUGUCUUAUAUCCAACCACCAUCAUGUGUAUGACGUAGAGCAUACUUUAGAAUGUCCUGUAAUUCAUUCCAGCUAUACUCCCAUGUUACAGAAUCUACAAUUACAAAUGCGUUGUAAUGUGUAUAACACUGAUAUUGCUGCUACACCAUUUAUGCCCUAUUUGAUGUGUGUGUGCCGCUGUACCAUACCGUUUUGUGUCACAGUAUAUUAUGACGAUGAAUCAGUUCAAUGUCUAUGUAAACAAAGAAGCAUACUGUACUGCUGAGGAUGUUAGUACUACUAGGAAAUGUUCAAAACAAAACAACCAUGAUACAAUGUUCCAGAUAUUAUUAAAGGAAAUGUCUUAUUUUUCGUAAAA
Oncorhynchus masou masou (cherry salmon) is the source of this 7009-nucleotide messenger RNA. Its product is annotated as vascular endothelial growth factor A-like. Gene Ontology annotation, biological process: positive regulation of mast cell chemotaxis; vascular endothelial growth factor signaling pathway; induction of positive chemotaxis. Bases 1469 to 2179 code for a protein of 236 amino acids. The record is from RefSeq and is a predicted model, not a curated record. NCBI's taxonomy places the organism in Eukaryota, Metazoa, Chordata, Actinopteri, Salmoniformes, Salmonidae. The transcript is spliced from 8 exons. Gene Ontology annotation, molecular function: growth factor activity; vascular endothelial growth factor receptor binding; chemoattractant activity. Gene Ontology annotation, cellular component: membrane.